CGAUGUGGCCGCUGCAUUCACAGGCGACGAGGCGGUCUGACGGAGUCUGGAGUCAAAUUCCUGAACACGUAGGACUCCGCGCGCCGCGCCGCGCGCACUCCCCGGAUAACGGAUCGCUGAUCGCUCUCUGACGGGACGCGGGUUUUAAUUCGUUUUGCCACUUCUUGCCCCUUUUUCCGCACCGAACCGAACCGUGAUUUCUUUUUUUAACCCAAUUGCUCCACAAGAAACAUGACAUGAGGAUCUUUGUCUCUCCAGAACCGACUUGCGUUCACGCGCAAAAGCCCCACUUGUUUGGCCGCGGAGAAGACGCGUAAGAGUACGUGAAGUACUCGUAGUCGAUUCUGUCAGGGAGGGUUCUUUGUGGACGAGGGAGAGCGUGUGAAAAGCCGGUUUGAGACGUCAUUCCGAAGCGAGGACAGAGAAGAAGAAGAAGAAGAAACAUAACAGCCUGCAGGGCUCAUUUUUCCAUAACGGAAAUGAGAUCAGUGCCGUUGGCUGGCGUCACUUCUUACUGAAACAUGGUCGAUGAAAGCGGCACCGGGAUGUGAGACGCGCCGACCCGGGCCGCGCACUGCUUGCUGUCAGCAGAAACAUGUUUGCCGGACUGAUGGGGCUGAAAUGUAGGAGCAACUCUCUGCUCCAGCACUGCGAAGUCAUGGAAGGUGGCAGAGCAUCUGGCACAGCUGGCUGCUCCGCUCGUAAGAGGCUCCACCGAAGACCGGGCGACCUGAGAGGAGAGCAGUCCAGACCACAUAGCACCACUCAUGGGCAGGAGGAGGAGGAGGACGAGGAGGACAAGGAGGACGAGGAGGAGGAGGAAGAGAGGACCACUUGUAUUAAGAACGGAACAUCCGGUCGUCACGGCGACAUCUUUGGGGCAACCAACGCUCGGAUUGAGCAGCAUCCAGAUAAACUUAAAUGUAGCUCAUGGGAGAGUCUUCUCUCCUCUGUUUCCCAUCAUCUUCCUCAUGUGGACUACGGCGCCAGUAAUGGUGCCUCCAGCCACCGGGGUCCGUCCUCUUCGCCUCAGAAGGAACUCGGGUUGAGCCCGGCCGUCCGGUCCUCACCAGAGGACUCCUUCAACUCCAGCUUCAGUUUCAUCCGGCAGUCCCUCAACUCCAGCCAGAGGACGGACGCCACUAGUGCGCCGCCGUCCUGGCAACCAGAACCACUAUGUCAGUCAACUGGGGCACUCGGCCCGCCUAUGACUAAACCAGCGGCCUCGUCCGUUGGGCAAAAUGUCUCACAACAGUCAGCUCCUGUCCAAUCACUGGCCCCCUGCAGCCGGGCGGCGCCGGAGGAGACGUGCCUGGGCGGGAGGUUUUGGCGGGAGCGUGCGUGGGAGGUCACCGGCGACCUGGCCGACAGCGACUCACCGGGCGUGAACAUCGAGAUCACCUCUGUGGACUCAGACACCGCCUCCGCCUCCUCCGUCACCUCCGGCUACGAGAGCGCUGCGCCCGCCUCCGACCGCUGCUGGGAGAACCUGGUGAAGAAGUACGACGGCGUGCUGCAGCACUGCCUCCAAAACAACCGCGCCCACGCCAAGAUUGAGUCCGUGACGGUGAAGCUGCAGGGGCUUCAGCAGAAAGCCAUCCUGGAUGACGACUAUGACGCAGCGGAGCGUUUUGGGACGAAGCUGGAGGAUCUGUACCGGGAGCGGGGCGCGCUGAAGCUGGGUUUACCCUCGAGACAGCCCAGCGUGGAGGUGUUUCUGGAGCGGCUGAGACGGGUGGUGCACAGCGUCCUCCAGCGGGCAGACUGCGCUCAGUGCAGGGAGACCAGCGGGCCCGAUGCAAAGGAGCGGUCCGACUCAUCGCGCGGGUCACUGCAGCGAAGAGACUGCCUGAUCCGAGAGAAGCGGAUGGUGGAGGAGGAGAUGGAAGAGCUGCAGCGGAGGCUGACGGAGCUGAAGGAGCGCAGCCGAUGCCUGGGGCAGCGGAUCCAGCAGGAGGAGCAGCAGGUGGAGGCCGAGGAGCUGGAGGGCUCCGUGCUGAGGAGCUGCACCGUCGCCCAGCUCCGCGACUUGAGCCGAACGCUGCAGGACCUCGUGGCCUCUGAAAGCCGCGCGCAGAUCUCCGUCUCUCCUCCGCCCUCCCUGCUCAGACUCCAACAGCAGCAGCAAGAAUUGAAUUUGUCCAUCAAGGAAGUCACUGCUAAAGUAAGCCACUGUGUUCUGAAUCAAAAGCUGGGCAGCAUCCUGAGGAGGAAAGCCACGAGAACGAAACUCAGCUCUGGCUCUGCACGAAGCCAAAUGGGAAGCCUCUCCGGUAAUGACUUCAGCAGUGCCAAGGAGCUGAAGGCCGAGAUGAAGGCGGUGUUCCUGGAGAGGGACCGGCUGGACGCUCUGGCUAAGAGGCUGCACAGCCUCAGCUGGGGGAGCAGCCAGGAGCUGGGCAGGAUGAAGGAGCAGCGGCAGCAGCUCAGGGAGGAGCUGGAGCAGAGGGAGGCCCAGCACGAAAGCAGGCUGGAGGAGAACACUACCAAGUACGUCAAGUUACUGGAGGACAGAUUGCACAGCUGUGGCUGUCCGGGCUUGGAGCGGAUCUGGGACGCCGACCUGGAGGCCUGUCACCUGUUCUUGCGAGGCCUCCAGCUGCGGACCCCCCGCUGCAGCGGAGGAGACGUCGAGGACCCCCCCGCUGCAGCGGUUCAUCCUCCAACCCGGCCGUGCACCAAAGAAGAAGAAGAAGAAGACUGUGCCAUGCUGACUGCGCUCGGCGGGCGCUGGUGUCCCGAGGCCAACCUGCAGAACUCCGAGUUCACAAAGAAAUUGGAGGAGUUUUUGUUCUGCAUGGAGGAGAAUCACGCCGAGGAUGGCUGCAGCGAGACGGCGGACCUGACAGAGCGCUGCGAGCUGAUCAGUGAUAGGCUGCUGACCUUGGAAGAUGAAUUGCAGACGGCCGUACUGAACCGGGACUGUGUCCUUACCCAGUCGUUGGAAAGGGAGGUUCAGGAAGUAAAAGCCACUUUACAAGCCAUGCUUGCACAGCUGAAAGAGGAAGAAGAGGGGGAAGAGGAAGUGAACGGGUUACAAGAUGAUGACCUCAUGAGGAACGGGACUACAGAAGAAGAGGAAGAAGACGAGGAGGAUGAGGAGGAGGACCAGUACUUUAGUGACAGCUGGGGCGUUUGAAAUGGAUUCAUGUAGGGUUUUAUGACCACUCACACACAGACGCGCUCUCUGAGAGCCUGACCUCAGCUUUGCAGCUGGAUUGACCUCUUAUCCAUUUACUGUAAAGCCUCACAAGCAGCCUCUGUGAUACUGCUGAAUGUCUCCAGGACAAAGCCCUGCAGAGCCCGUGGAACCUUUCAUCCAUCUACAGACGGACAAACAUGAAGGAUUUUGGUAGAAUUACUAAAUAGAAGACACUUUAAUACAUUUUCUCAAUCUUUGUCAGCGAGGCACUUUUUUUGGUGUUUUCAGUACAAUUAGACCAGUUAUGUGGCCUUUUAUACGUGAAAUAACUAAUUUGUGGUGCUAUACAGAAUGUGAGCUAACUUGAACACUUUUGUGUACUAAAAGCUCAUAUUUCCUACGAGUGUCAAAGCACUUAUUGCUUGGAGAGAUGCUCUGUAGUCCAUCCGUCCCAAUACUGAAAUAGUCUUAUGAUUCAGGAAAGGAUAAACUAUCAGUGGAAUAUCAGUAAUUGUUUUGUAAGUCUUUGUAACUGCCACUGAUGUUGUUUUAUUGGGUUUAAUAUCAUCACAGAUCUUCAUUCCACUGGGUGUCAUGUGACUUUUUGCCAGAAACACUUUGUACUUGCACCCAUUAAUCAUUUUUUUGUUUAAUUGCCUGUGGAGCUUGAACUCUCUGUAUCUUAUUUCAUAUUUAUUCCUAACGGCAUCCCACUAAUUACAGAUUGCACCUUUCAGCCUCA
Molecule: messenger RNA, 3884 nt
Organism: Gasterosteus aculeatus aculeatus (three-spined stickleback)
Lineage: Eukaryota; Metazoa; Chordata; Actinopteri; Perciformes; Gasterosteidae
Source: RefSeq, a predicted model, not a curated record